AUAUCAGCUGCUUUUUCCAAAACACACAAGUGUCGUAUACACGGUUAUCAUAUCACCGGGCAACGAAGAAAUGUUGAAUUAAAAAAAACACUUGCAAAGGUUUUUAUUUUUAUCAGUAAAAUAGAAAAAAUACAUAACUUCCAAAAUUACUAUAUUUAUCAAUUUCAAUCGCGCACACAUAACCCCUAACGGGCAUAACAUCAUUCAAAUAAAAAAAAAACUAACCAAUCAUUACGAUUAACAACGAAGAAAGUAAUCAAUCGAAUUUUACCGAACAAUCCAAUCAAUUGAAACAAAGAAAAACACCUACUACGACUGCAGUAGUUGUUCCAUCAUCUCAUGCUACAUCAAAAACCAGCAGCAGCAAAAGCUGUUAUGAGAUGACGCUAACUCGGAAAAGAAUGAAACAAAUUGCAGCACUUUUAAUUAUACUAUUUGUAAUUUUUUAUAUAUUUAAAGCUCUUGCCACGCAACAAAGCCAACCCACCGAGAUAAACGAAGGUAAAAAGGUGUUUUCUGUCCCAAUUCCACAGAAAGCAUCUUCCGAUGAUAAUGAUAAGAAUAAUGACAACUCCGUCCUCAAUGGCGGGAUAAUUAAUUUUGAUCUUCUCGAACAACAACGCCAAGAAUUGAAAUACACUAAAAAUAAAUUGGCCAAGUUGGAAGAGAAAGUCAAAAUUUUAGAAGCAAGUAUCCCUCAAAAGUAUCCCAAUGUCAAGUAUUUGAAUUAUAAAACUAGGAAAAGAAUACUUAUUACAGGUGGGGCUGGUUUUGUUGGUUCCCAUUUAGUGGAUACUUUGAUGAUUGAGGGACAUGAAGUUAUUGUUGUGGAUAACUUCUUUACGGGACGUAAACGCAAUGUCGAACACUGGUUGGGUCAUGAGAAUUUCGAAAUGAUCCAUCACGACAUUGUGAAUCCACUUUUUAUUGAAGUUGAUGAGAUCUAUCAUUUGGCUAGUCCAGCCAGUCCGCCACACUAUAUGUACAAUCCCGUGAAGACCAUUAAGACAAAUACUAUGGGUACAAUUAAUGUCUUGGGAUUGGCAAAGCGAGUGACGGCAAAGGUUCUGAUUGCCAGCACUUCGGAGGUCUAUGGGGAUCCAACUGUUCAUCCCCAACCGGAGACCUAUUGGGGACAUGUUAAUCCAAUUGGACCACGGGCUUGUUACGAUGAGGGUAAACGAGUUUCGGAGACUCUGAGCUAUGCGUAUGCAAAGCAAGAGAAAGUUAAUGUUAGGGUGGCAAGAAUAUUCAACACUUAUGGUCCCCGUAUGCAUAUGAGUGAUGGACGAGUUGUGUCCAACUUUAUUAUACAAGCUCUUAAAAACGAAACAAUUACUGUCUAUGGAAAUGGGAAACAGACUAGAUCAUUCCAGUAUGUUUCGGAUUUGGUGGAUGGUUUAAUAGCCCUAAUGGCAUCAAACUACACCCAACCGGUUAAUAUUGGGAAUCCAGUUGAGCAUACAAUUGAGGAGUUUGCUGUUAUUAUAAAAGAAUUGGUUGGCGGGAAAAGUGAAAUUGGUCAGACAUCAGCUGUGGAAGAUGAUCCACAACGGCGUAAGCCUGAUAUAACACGAGCUAGAAAAUAUCUUAAAUGGGAACCUAAAAUUCCAUUGAAAGAAGGAUUACAUAGGACUAUAGAUUAUUUCCGUAAGGAAUUGGAGCGAUCUGAUCGUUUCCAAGAAAACAGCAAUCGUUAUUUUGAGUCUGAGAUGAAUCGUUAUCAUACUAAAGAAGAUUGAUACUAAUUAAUGUAGUUGCUAUAUUUUUUUUAA
Episyrphus balteatus (marmalade hoverfly) is the source of this 1775-nucleotide messenger RNA. It is a transcript of the gene Uxs, whose product is annotated as UDP-glucuronic acid decarboxylase 1. The coding region runs from base 381 to 1742 and encodes 453 amino acids. Gene Ontology annotation, cellular component: cytoplasm. Gene Ontology annotation, molecular function: NAD+ binding; UDP-glucuronate decarboxylase activity. NCBI's taxonomy places the organism in Eukaryota, Metazoa, Arthropoda, Insecta, Diptera, Syrphidae. The record is from RefSeq and is a predicted model, not a curated record. The transcript has a single exon. Gene Ontology annotation, biological process: D-xylose metabolic process.